GCGGCCGGGGCCGGGGGGCGGGCAGCGGGGAGGGGGUUGUGGCUGCGACCGGGGAGGGCAGGGAGACUUUUCCACGUUGCAAACGCCGCCGCGCGCCCAAGCCGACCCGCGCCCCGCGAGCGCCGCACCGCGCCCCCCGCUCCUCCCCUCGCGGCCCCCAUGGCGCUCGGGGCCCGGGGCUGGCGGCCCCUGCCGCCGCCGCUGUUCCUGCUGCUGCUCUGGGUGACCGGGCAGGCGGCGCCCGUGGCGGGCCUGGGCCUGGGCCCCGACGGGGAGCUGCAAAUGGAGCGCCGCUUCGUGCCCGACGAGUGCCCGCGCACCGUGCGCAGCGGCGACUUCGUGCGCUACCACUACGUGGGGACCUUCCCCGACGGCCAGAAGUUCGACUCCAGCUAUGACAGAGCCUCCACUUUCAAUGUGUUUGUGGGAAAAGGACAGCUGAUAGCCGGGAUGGACCAAGCUCUGAUUGGGAUGUGCGUGAAUGAGCGGCGUUUCGUGAAGAUUCCCCCAAAGCUCGCCUAUGGAAGUGAAGGCGUUUCUGGUGUGAUCCCGCCAGAUUCAGUGCUUCAUUUCGAUGUACUUCUGAUGGAUAUUUGGAAUUCUGAAGACCAGGUUCAGAUUCAUACUUAUUUUAAGCCCCCCAGCUGCCCUCGGACCAUCCAAGUAUCAGAUUUUGUGAGGUACCACUACAACGGCACCUUCCUGGACGGGACCCUGUUUGAUUCGAGUCACAAUCGCAUGAAAACAUAUGACACGUAUGUGGGAAUUGGCUGGCUGAUUCCUGGAAUGGACAAGGGGCUGCUGGGGAUGUGUGUGGGGGAAAAGCGCAUCAUCACCAUUCCUCCUUUCCUGGCCUAUGGCGAAGAUGGAGAUGGAAAAGACAUUCCUGGACAGGCAUCUCUGGUGUUUGAUGUUGCGUUAUUGGACCUCCACAACCCCAAGGACAGUAUUUCCAUUGAGAACAAGGUAGUACCUGAAAACUGUGAGCGGAUAAGUCAGAGCGGGGACUUUCUCAGAUAUCAUUACAACGGUACCCUUCUGGACGGCACCCUUUUUGAUUCCAGCUACUCUCGGAACCGCACCUUUGACACCUACAUUGGGCAGGGCUACGUGAUUCCUGGGAUGGAUGAAGGUUUACUUGGCGUUUGCAUUGGAGAGAAGCGAAGGAUUGUGGUCCCCCCUCACCUGGGCUAUGGAGAGGAAGGAAGAGGGAACAUCCCCGGCUCGGCCGUGCUGGUGUUUGACAUCCACGUGAUCGACUUCCACAACCCUGCGGACUCCAUCAGCAUCACCUCCCACUACAAGCCGCCCGACUGCUCAGUGCUGAGCAAGAAGGGGGACUAUCUCAAGUAUCACUACAACGCCUCCCUUCUGGACGGGACCCUGCUGGACUCCACGUGGAAUUUAGGCAAAACUUACAAUAUUGUUUUGGGAUCUGGACAAGUCGUGUUGGGCAUGGACAUGGGUCUCCGAGAGAUGUGCGUGGGAGAGAAACGGACAGUGAUCAUCCCUCCCCACCUGGGCUACGGGGAGGCUGGCGUGGAUGGAGAAGUGCCGGGCAGUGCCGUGCUGGUGUUCGACAUCGAGCUGCUGGAGCUGGUGGCUGGCCUGCCGGAGGGGUACAUGUUCGUAUGGAAUGGCGAGGUGUCACCCAACCUCUUUGACGAAAUCGACAAGGAUGGCAACGGAGAAGUCCUCCUCGAAGAGUUCUCAGAGUACAUUCAUGCCCAGGUGGCAUCUGGCAAAGGGAAACUCGCUCCUGGUUUCGACGCUGAAAUGAUCAUGAAGAACAUGUUCACCAACCAAGACCGGAACGGAGACGGGAAGGUCACGGCUGAGGAAUUUAAACUCAAAGACCAGGAAACCAAACACGAUGAACUCUAAACCUGGCAUGAGCCAGUUGGUGCCAGGGAGUACGUGACACCAAGCCACCCGUCAUGGCAGAACGUGCAGGGAGAGUCUCCCAGAAGGUGCAUCAUUAGCAAGUAGUAGGUGGGUCACAUAGUACCUGGUGCAUACAUCGGGGUGGGUGGAUACACGUGAUGAGAAUCUUAGCCGGACUGCCAGGGAUAGUAAACAAAAUCGGCGCAGAGUGCCUUCGCGUGGGACGUGUCAAGAUUAAAAAGGCUGCACUGCCGACAUUAUUUGUGAGCCUUCUGGGAAAUUUUGUUAUUAAAGGGAUAUAGGGUUACACAGAAGUUAUAACCAUCUUGGAGAGAAAAAAAAAAGUGUCCACGGUGUCUACACAAAGAGGGUUACAUUUUUUUUUUUUAAACUUGUUGGUGUUUUAAAGAUGUUCUCAAGACAGGCAGGAGAGGCAAAGGGCAUGUACCAGCCGGGUCCCAGCACUGGUGACAACGGCCCUACCUCCUCCUGUACACACAUCCACAUACAAACACCCACACACACAUGCAUACUGUGCUCUUCCAGUUCAUCAUACCCCGUCCUGCUGUGGUCCUCCCAUUGGCACUGUGUGACUUGGAGGUUAAAAAGAGCCUCCUGUACAGAAGAAAACCGUGGGCCAACCAAAGGUGUCUCGGACCAUGAAUACAGAAUUCGAGUCUGCCUUUGCCAUGUAAGGCCAUCUGCUCAGCUCUCCUUCCCCCCAUCUCUCCUGCCCACGGAGCACUCUCUCACUGUUCCACCCUGUGUCGUGCUGAUCAGAUUGAUAGGUUAGGAACUGGGCCUCGCUGGGCAGUCUACAGAGUAUUUCAUUUGGCCCAGAUUGAAGUGUCGUCCCAGUAGAUGAGCCAUGGAGCAUAAAUAAGGUGACAUUUCUGUGCUGCUCAUUUGUGUCCUGGAGACAGUGGUGCCCUGAAGGCUGGGGCCAGCUGCUGCAGGACAGCAGUGACAGCAUACCUGCCUGCUUGUCCCCGCCUCCUGCAGUAACCACAUUUGCUACCUUUUGUCUUCUGUUCCCAAGUGGUGUUGGCAUCGACCCUGAAGUCAUCAGUGAUUUUCCUUUUGAAAUGGCUUUAUUUGACUAAUUUAAACUGUUUUGUACUGAUGUAGCCCUGAGAUAGUUCAUGAAAAUGCUGUGCACUCUUUCAACGGAAUGUUGGGAAGCUGAUCUUUUCUGAUAUAAAAUAUUGAAUUAUA
This is a messenger RNA of Microcebus murinus (gray mouse lemur), 3099 nucleotides long. It is a transcript of the gene FKBP9, whose product is annotated as FKBP prolyl isomerase 9. Gene Ontology annotation, cellular component: endoplasmic reticulum. Gene Ontology annotation, molecular function: calcium ion binding; peptidyl-prolyl cis-trans isomerase activity. Lineage: Eukaryota; Metazoa; Chordata; Mammalia; Primates; Cheirogaleidae. The record is from RefSeq and is a predicted model, not a curated record.